Theileria annulata is the source of this 690-nucleotide messenger RNA. RefSeq names its product proteasome subunit, putative. The record is from RefSeq and is a predicted model, not a curated record. Lineage: Eukaryota; Apicomplexa; Aconoidasida; Piroplasmida; Theileriidae. The transcript is spliced from 4 exons. The coding region runs from base 1 to 690 and encodes 229 amino acids. Gene Ontology annotation, cellular component: proteasome core complex.
AUGGCAGGCUAUGUCACUGGAGCCUCGAUAAUCGCCAUGAAAUACAAUGAUGGAGUUUUAAUGAUGACCGAUACCAAAUGGAGUCUCGGAAGGAUGGCUCGGUACAUGAAUGUAAAAAGGCUUGAAGGAGUCUCCUCAAACACCCUUUUCGCAACUUCAGGAGACGCUGCUGAUCACCAGUACCUGACCAGAAUACUCAAGCACGCAGUACACACUGACCUUUUGGAACACAACAAUGACCCCUCAGAGGCUCUUCUCAACGCCGAAAUGCUCCUAAACUACACCUCCAGAUUCCUAUAUCACAGAAGAACAAAGCUUGAUCCAGUCCUAGUUUCAGCCGUCGUAGGAGGAUUCGCUAAUGGCAAAUCCUUUCUUGGUUAUACUGAUUAUUAUGGAACUAAAUAUACUGAUGACUUUGUCGUGACAGGAUUGGGGAAAUAUUUUGCAAUUGGUCCUCUGAGAGAAGAACAUAGAAAUGAUUUUACUUUGUCUGAAGCAAAGGAGCUCGCACUGAAGUGUAUGAGAGUUUUGUACUUGAGAGACUGCCAAGCCUCACUUAGGGUCCAGGUCGGCUACGUUAACAAGGACGGAGUUUUCAUAGAAGAACCAUUUCUUCUCGAUACUAAAUGGGAUUUUAAAAAAUUCGCUGCUCCAACUUCUGCUUUACCAAUUGCCGGAAAUCAGUUUUAA